Mytilus californianus (California mussel) is the source of this 2131-nucleotide messenger RNA. RefSeq names its product 5'-deoxynucleotidase HDDC2-like. Gene Ontology annotation, cellular component: cytoplasm. The transcript is spliced from 6 exons. Gene Ontology annotation, molecular function: 5'-deoxynucleotidase activity. The coding region runs from base 67 to 654 and encodes 195 amino acids. NCBI's taxonomy places the organism in Eukaryota, Metazoa, Mollusca, Bivalvia, Mytilida, Mytilidae. The record is from RefSeq and is a predicted model, not a curated record.
AUCCGUUUUAUAUCAUCUUUCUUUGUCCGUGGAAAGCUAGUUAAAAUACCAGUUUGUUGACAAAAUAUGGCCAAAUCGAAUAUUGGAAAGUUGUUUGAAUUUAUGUCUUUGAUGGGACAACUGAAGAGAGUGAAGAGAACAGGUUGGGUGUUAAAACAUGUAAAUGAACCAGAGAGUGUAUCUGACCACAUGUACAGAAUGGCUACUUUAUCUUUCUUGGUGGACCCCAGUACAGGGCUGAACAAAGAAAAAUGUAUAAAGUUGUCAUUAGUACAUGAUAUGGCAGAGAGCAUAGUGGGAGAUCUGACACCAGCUGAUCGUAUUGAUAAAUCAGAGAAACAGAUACGAGAAGAAAUGGCUAUGAAACAUAUAUCCGACUUGGUUAGUGAAGAUUUAGGUAAAGAACUGUACUCUUUAUGGGAGGAAUAUGAGCACCAGACUACACCAGAAGCAGUGUUUGUAAAGGAUCUUGAUAAGUUUGAGAUGGUAUUCCAAGCACAUGAGUAUGAACAAUUAGCCAACAAACCAGGAUCUCUACAAGAAUUUUUUGAUAGUACUAAAGGAAAGUUCAAAACUCCACAAGUACAAGAAUGGGUGAAGGAAUUAGAAGAGACAAGAGCACAGUAUCAUGAGAAAAAUACAGAAGGGACAUGAUAUUAAUGAAGAUUAUGAUUUAUCUUGUACCAGCUAACAAUGCAGCAAACAUUUUAUUUAUUUAAUAUUCCAAAAUUUGGUGCACAGCUUGUGUUCAUUUUUUUAUGAAUUAAGGUCCCAGACAUCCUUGUUUUAAUUUUUACAAAUUUAUCUCCCUUAAAGUCAAAUCAACACCUUAGAUUGAUUGUGUGUUGGUGUUAAACAUCACUUUCAGCAGGCUUGGUUAUAUCAUGCUGGCCAGAUUGUUUUAGAAGAGAAAGGGUGAGUACAUGGAGUGAACCAUAGUCAACAUCUUACAAUGUAAAAACAUAAAACAAAUGGUUUUAAUUGCAUAUUAUUCAAGCCGAUGGAAUUUAUUUGAACAGUCUAUUUUACUUUUUAAAAACUUAUAUAAGGUGUGGGAAUGUGAAACAUAUUUCAACCCCUGCACAGCCUUUCUUUUGACAAAGUGUUCAUUUAUCAUGUUUAUAUUCUCUGUUUUUAACAAAAUAAGAUUGUCUGAUGGUUUUCAUGUUUUGCUCAAUUAUUUACAUUGUUCGACUUUUGUUAAUGCAAUAAAUAUACUGUAAAUUCAAAAAUUAUUGCGAGGUUUUUAUUAAUGUGAAUUAACUGUGUGAGAAUCUCAUUAAUAAGAACUCACAUUCCCAUAUCUGAUACGUUUUUCUCAAAAUAAUUACUCUCGCAUUAUUGUCCAUUCUUCAAAAAUCCCAAUAAUAAAUGUGCACAAUAAUUUCUGAAUUCACUGUAUUAUAAAUGAUCUUUAUUCUAGGAUAGGGGAAAAACUGAUAUUAUAGUUUGUUAAUGUGUUUUGAUAGUAUGGGUAUGAAUAUGUGUCUAACAGUCAUCUGAUGAUCAUGAUGAUGUCUUAACUGUUGAUAUGAUUCAAAAGUACUGAUACUCCAUCUUUAAAAAUACCAUUGAGAAUAAGAACCAUUGGUGGCCUUGGACUGUUUUCUGCUCUUUGGUUGUGUUGUUGUCGUUUUGACACAUUCCCCUAUUCCAUUUUAUUUUCCAUUUAGAAUUCAUAUUGAUGUAUCUGAUAACAGAUCUAGAGUAGCAUGUAUGGUUGUAGUUUUUUCACUUGUUUUGAAGAUUAAAAUGUUCUCUUAUGAAUUGAAAUAGUUUUGGGAGUAAUAAACUAGCAGGGAUAGCAUGAUGAAAAAAUAUGAUAUUACAAGAAAAAGUCCAAUUGUGUAAUUGUGUUAAUCUUAAAAACUAACUUAAGUGGCAUUUUUAAACUUGUUGUAAUUUUUCAAAUUGAUGUAAUGAAUGUUGUUUUGGAUGAUUAGAAAUAUGAUGGUUUAUUGUUAAAUUUUGUUUGACAUAUUUUGAAUUUUUUGCUUCAUAGCAAACUAUUUGUCUACACUUAUGGGUGUAUAAAUCAAUAUAUGUAUUUAUUUUAUUUGUAUAUCAUAUACAAUUUACUACAGUUGUGCUUAAAAAUUUUAUGAAUACUUAUAAAGAAUUUUCAAAUCUG